AUGAUCGGAGCGGUCACUAUGGAUGAAGACAUGGCAUAUGCGGAUGAUAAACUUCAGUUGCCUUGGUGGUUGAUGCCUCGGAUCCACCCAAGACGUCGUCUGGGAGGCCGAAUUCCACAGCGACUGAGUGGUAUUGUCUCUAGAAAUGUCGAAGCGAUGAAAGCUAGAGCAGACAGAGAUGAGCCCUAUAGAAAGUCUCCGAGCGUAUUAGCUCUCAGUCUACAAGAUAUCGAAUUGCUUAUGCUUGAUAUCAUAAAAGAGAUAUACGAUCAGCUCAAAACGUUUCUUUUCGCUGGCCACGAUACCACAACUUAUCCGACGCUGCACGCCUUGAAAGCUGUUCGUGGUAAGCUAGAUAGUCUCUUUGGGCAGGGAGCCACACGAGAUCCGGCCAUCGUCCGCGAGAAACUGUUAUCCUCAGGUGGCGGCGAGAUUAUUUGUUCUUUAUUCAUCAUGACCCUGCUAUAUUUGGAGAUACAGCUGAAAACUUCGUUCCUGAGCGCUGGUUGGAGUUGCUGGAGAUCAUUCGAAAGGGGAUCAAGGAAUUGCAUUAGGCAGGAGCUAGCAAAUAUCGAAGCAUGCAUUAUCCUUGGUAUGCUUGCCUACCGAUACGAGUUCAUAAAGGUCUUCCUUGGAGAGGUAGACCUAGACAAUGAUAGUCUGCCGACGGUGAACACCAACGGUCAAAUCAAGGUCAAGUCGGAGUUAUACUCUAUCAUGGGCAAGCCUGUCGACGGAAUAGUAAUGAAGUGGUGA
Molecule: messenger RNA, 756 nt
Organism: Annulohypoxylon truncatum
Lineage: Eukaryota; Fungi; Ascomycota; Sordariomycetes; Xylariales; Hypoxylaceae
Exons: 5
Coding region: 1-756 (251 amino acids)
Molecular function (GO): monooxygenase activity; heme binding; oxidoreductase activity, acting on paired donors, with incorporation or reduction of molecular oxygen
Source: RefSeq, a predicted model, not a curated record